AUGUUUACCGACAGCGGUAUUCUGUUAUAGAUUUUUACUUUCUACGCGGAUAAAUAUACAUUGUAUAUAGGACAUCAUUAGGCAAUACCGAGGUCAAUAUUUAGGAUACUAGGGAAACCCAUAUGAUAAGACUUUAUUUUGUAGGACAGGAGAUAAAAUACCUAUAAAGUUGGAGAGAUCUGUAAAAGUUGUGUGAUUUUUAUUCAAAAUAAUUUUAAAAGCGAACUUUUAACUAAAGGAAAUAUCGUUAAAAUGUUUGAAACAAGAUUUGUUCGCAGACAAAGUUUCUUCCAGACAUGCAUUGUCUGUUUGCUUUUCACAAUACCAGUAUAUGGAAGAGCUGUCAGUGUAUCUACCAAAGUCGGUAAAAUUUCCGGAUACACUGAAAAUUUACAAGCUGACGGACAAGCAAAGACAAUUUCAAAGUUUAUGGGAAUUCCAUUCGCAGAGACCACAGCUGGGCAGAACCGUUUCCUGAAGCCGAUCCCAAAGGCGCCGUUCAACAGUACCUUUGAUGCUACAGGUGGUCCAAUAGCAUGCAUACAAAGCUCCAAGGAGGCAGCACAGAGAAUAUCAAAGAUUACAAAUUUCUCUGAAGAUUGCUUGAAUUUGAACGUGUACGUACCACAUGAUUUUACAACUAAUGUGAGCCUUCCGGUGAUGAUAUGGAUAUACGGAGGAGGGUUUAACGACGGGGCUUCGGCACUUUACCGAGCGGACGUGUUAACUGCAUUUACAAAUGUAAUAGUCGUCACAAUUAACUACAGGCUUGGGAUGUUUGGCUUUCUUCAAAGUGAUGAUGGUAAACUUCCUGGAAACCAAGGCCUUUGGGAUCAACACCUGGCAAUCAAAUGGGUCCAUGAUAACAUUGCACCAUUUACAGGAAAUCCAGGCCAGGUGACCAUUUUCGGUGAAUCCGCAGGCGGGGCAUCUGUCUUGUUCCAGGCUCUCUAUCCAGGAAAUAAAGGAUAUUUCCAGAGGGUUAUAGCAGAAAGUGGCUCUCCACUCGCAAACUGGGCAACAAUUCAAGGACCAAACGCAAAGUCGUUCGCGAAAAGAGUGGGGUGUGACAGUAGUUCAGACUGGAUUGCAUGUCUUAGAUCAAAAUCAACAUCCCAGCUCCAAAUACCAAGAAUAGCGACUGAUCCACUGCAUUUUUAUCCAGCAGUUGAUGGCGAUUUUGUUGCCGAGAUACCAGAAGAUAUUCUUUACGGAAAUAGUUCAAAAUCAUCAGCAGCAAGACAGUUUUAUUCCUCACUUGAUAUUCUCUCAGGUGUAAAUAAUUACGAUGGCGCGUUAUAUAUGUCAUCAGUAUGGCCAUUUCUUCUGGGAUACACAAAUAUAGACAGCCCAAAGAUCACACGUGACCAGCUAGACAAUAUAGUCAUACUGGAUACAGUGAACAGUAUUUUAUCACCAAAGGACAACCGUACAAGAGAUAUUCUUCAAAAAGUUGUAAUUUUUGAAUACACAAAUUGGACGGAUCCUGAUUCGUUCGAGUCAACAAGAACCAGUACAGUGAGCCUAUCGAGUGAUGUUGGUUUCUUUUCGCCAGCUAUACGUGCAGCACAGGCUCAUGCUAUGGCGCAGAAUGGGAAGACAUAUUUCUAUGAGUUUAGUGUUCCGGUUAAGAACCAUGUCUUGAAAACACCUACCUGGAUUACAGGUUCUAACCAUGCAGACGAAAUAAGAUAUGUUUUGUGUGAACCAUUACUUGGUAGCAACGCAAGCACUUUCACCGAGGACGAUAAACGGGUGUCUCGAGCGGUUGCCACGUUGUGGACAAAUUUCGCAAAAUCUGGGAAUCCAAACACACCGGAAGACGCUACAAAGUACAUUCAUACAACGUGGCCAGAAUACACGAUGACGUCACAGAACUACUUCCAAAUAUCUUACCAAAUGUCGCUGUUCUCCGUCAAAGACUAUUUUUAUGCAAAGAGAAUGUCUUUAUGGUCAGAAUUAAUUCCAAAGAUAAGAAAAGUUGCCGAUAUUAACGACAAUGUGCAUAUACCUCAGUUUGAUUUAUCCGGAAUUAUCUUUGGUAAAUGAAUGACAAACCUGACACGUUAUAAUUAUUACAGUUUUAUUCAUUCAGUAUGAACAAAAUUUAACACACUCCGAUACUUUAUUUACAAUGGAGGAAGGCAAGAGUAAUUGGGGCUAGAAAAGAGGAACAAUGUCAACGCAAUGAAUAUCAAAUAUUAUAGAUUUGAAGUUA
Mercenaria mercenaria is the source of this 2218-nucleotide messenger RNA. Its product is annotated as cholinesterase 2-like. The transcript has 3 exons. The record is from RefSeq and is a predicted model, not a curated record. Lineage: Eukaryota; Metazoa; Mollusca; Bivalvia; Venerida; Veneridae. Bases 253 to 2049 code for a protein of 598 amino acids.